Neolamprologus brichardi is the source of this 2058-nucleotide messenger RNA. Its product is annotated as sterile alpha motif domain-containing protein 9-like. Gene Ontology annotation, molecular function: protein binding. Gene Ontology annotation, cellular component: cytoplasm. NCBI's taxonomy places the organism in Eukaryota, Metazoa, Chordata, Actinopteri, Cichliformes, Cichlidae. The record is from RefSeq and is a predicted model, not a curated record.
AUGGCUGACAUCAGCGAUGACGUGGAAGCAGAGAUUUUAUGUAAUAACUACUGGAAACUGUGCGUUUCAGAGUUUGUGAAACAAAACCCAGAGUCCCAAAACACACAGCUGUUCUCACUGUUGGUGUUGUUGAACGCAUAUCUUCCUAAUUCUUACCUCCGUAUAGAUGAGUGUCAACAGAUCCUUGGACCACCUGAUCUAAUCCAUGGAGGUCCUCCCUUUAACGAACGAAUGGAGCCUUUCACCUUUUUGAUCAGUCCAGUCCCUGAACAUGUGACAAUAAAUCACCCAGUGAUUGCACAAAGAUCUGUGGAGCUGCUGCAUGAUUUGAAGAUUAACAGAAGCACUACAGUGAAAAAAUUAAUGCACUUACUAUGUGGAUCUGAGAGUGAACUACGAAUUGCCCAAUACGUCAAAGAUUUGCUAACAAAGAGAGAAAUGAGUGAGGAUGGUCAAGAGAAAUUCUCAAAGUUGAUCAGGGAUAUUUUGACACGAGAGAGGUUUUACCAUGCUGUGUCUGCACUGAAAUGUGCAUCAGAAAAAUUUGAAACAAAUCCUAUUUUUCCUCAAACUAUUUCUCGUCUGUAUCAAAAGAAGGAUACGACUAAAGCUGAAGCAUGGGCGAGAGAGGCGAUUGAAAGAGCUCCAAACAACUCUUACAUGGCUGACACGCUCGCACAAGUUUAUAAGAAACGCUUGAUUGAUCCUGGUGAGGGUAUUUUUAAAAAGGCACGAGAAGCCUUCCAAGCAUUUAAAGAUGUGGAGAAGAAAGCUGAGAAUGAAGCGCUCUCAGAGACGAUGGAGGCGGCUGAGGCUGAAAGCAUGUCGGAUACCUUCAACAACAGAGGCCGCUUUGGUUUCAUUCAAGUGGCAAAUAUUGCUUUUGAGAAACUCAACUACUGCCCUGCAGAUAUAAAAACAAAAGUUGAAGAGGAGUUCAACUUUUUUGAAUGGUAUCUAACCUACUCCAAACCUGGCAUGAGUACUCUGGAGCCACAUUACUUCUGGAAGGAUGUUGCACUCUGUUACGAGCACUACACAAACAAAAGAGCAGUAGACUCCACCAGCUUUCCAGGCCUCCUUGAUCUGCUGAACCAUGGACUUUUCAUGUCAAAGGGAAGACAUGCUCAAUUUGAGGAACCUGAAAUAAUUCUGUCUGAUUUAGAAUUAAUUCAAGAAUGUCUGAAGGCUGCAUACGAGAAAAAUGUUGAAGAUAUCAAACUAGCAGAGAGCUACAUCCUCUCCAACAUCCUCUUAAGCAACAAGAAGCCAGAUUCUCCUAAACUCAGCCCAGUGAAUGAACUCAAAAACAUCAUUCACACAUUCUUGGAAAGAGAAGAAGGAAGUAGGAGACCUGAGUUUUAUCUUUUGGUGCUGAUGUUGUUUUGGCCUGAAAAUCAGCUUCAGGUGCCACAAAACAAGAACGAUGAAGAAGUCGGACAAAAGGCCACAGAGGACAGUAAGUCAGCAGACUCAACCUGGGAGGACAAGGACACUGAUGAGAAACGAGACAAAGAACCUGGGGAACCUGCACAGCUUCCUGCUGACCUCAUGUUUGACAUCAACCUGCAACAGUAUGUCACAUUCAUGGAGGAAGCAUUUAAGAAAGCCGACUAUGCCAAGUACCUGCGAGGACGUUACUUGUUGCCAUUGUUUUUUCUGGGAAAAGGCUCCGGACUGAGCAAAUGGAUCCACAGAUCCAGGCUGGAUGCAAUAGUGGAGGAGAAGGUGGAUGCUGAGUUAAAGGACAAACAAAAUAAAAAGGAGAAGAUGAGGCGGAUCAAUCAUCUGUGGCUCAGUGGGAAAGUGUGGCACAUUACAGAUAUCAGAGAUAUCCUACUUCCGGUCCAGAUCGAGCCGAGUUCUUCUGCAGAGUCACAGGAGCUUGAAGAACAGGAAGUGUGUGUUUGUGUAGGAGACCAGAAAAUAAAGGCAAGAACAGAAGCUCAACCACCUGAACCAACGCUGCCAACAAGGCUGUUCUACUUGGGCUUCACCAUUCAGGCUCCUGUUGUCUUUGAAGUGGGAGUCCUUAACUCUGAGAGUGACCGUCAGUGA